Chaetomium globosum CBS 148.51 is the source of this 861-nucleotide messenger RNA. RefSeq lists its product as uncharacterized. Gene Ontology annotation, biological process: positive regulation of autophagy; negative regulation of TORC1 signaling. Gene Ontology annotation, cellular component: vacuolar membrane; GATOR1 complex. Lineage: Eukaryota; Fungi; Ascomycota; Sordariomycetes; Sordariales; Chaetomiaceae. Bases 1 to 861 code for a protein of 286 amino acids. The transcript has 2 exons. Gene Ontology annotation, molecular function: GTPase activator activity. The record is from RefSeq and is a predicted model, not a curated record.
AUGGUACCCGUUUCCGGCGCCGCAACCACCAAACCGCCGCUGUUCGACUUCAAUGUCCUGCAAGAGUACAUCAUCCCACGCCAAGCCUUUUGCAAUCGCUACAUCACCGUUGCCGACCCGGAUGGCAAGUAUGUCGUUCUCGGCUUUCCGGUCUCCAUUCCCAGUCCGCGAUACGAUCGGAAUGAGUUCAUCUUCAACUUUGGCCUGGUCGUCGAGAAUGAAGUCGACCAGGUCCCCUACGAGCGCGUCGUGCGCCGCCUAGCCGUGACGUUCGCCGAGAUGGAGAAACAGAGCGGGUUUCUCAGCCAGGAUGUCGACGCUUCCUCCGCUCGCCGGCCGAUCGGGUCAUUGCUGGAGAUCAUCAAGGAAGAUUUGAACAACUACGGCGAGUGCAUGAUCCCAGUUGACGACGCCAACACCAUCAACAUGAAGCUCUUCCCGCACCACCCGACCCCACCCGAGGUCAAAGGCUGGCACGUCCCCGUCGCCAAGAUGAAGUUCGCCGACGUGGUCGACCCGACCUGGGACCUGACCCUCCAACGAGUGACGGCGCACAUCGACGGGGUGUCGGACGUGCGGCGCAUCGCCUUCCUGGCCGACGUGUCGCUCGAGCUGGCGCAGCUGGCCCUGCGCCACCUGCUCUACUACGACACCAUCCUGCUGCUCGACAUGUUCUUCUUCGGCGCCUGCUACGCGCCCCGCCCGGGCAUCCACGACUUUGUUGCCAACGUCGGCGGCAUGGUCGACGAGUGCGCGAAUUAUGUCUGUGUGGGCCCGGGGAGGGGUCACGAGCGGAGGAGUGGGGAUGAGGAUGAGGAUGAGGAUACAGAAGAAGAUUACGCCACAACAACCAGCAAAUAA